Molecule: messenger RNA, 1788 nt
Organism: Carassius gibelio (silver crucian carp)
Lineage: Eukaryota; Metazoa; Chordata; Actinopteri; Cypriniformes; Cyprinidae
Product: SH3 domain-binding glutamic acid-rich-like protein 2
Exons: 4
Coding region: 201-518 (105 amino acids)
Cellular component (GO): cytoplasm
Source: RefSeq, a predicted model, not a curated record
UACAGUCCAUAGUUGCGUUCCCGAGUGAAGUGCACUGAUGGAGUGCGAGCGGCUUUAUUACAGAACACCGGGCGCGCGCACUCACUUUAAUUUCAAAGGGUGAAGGUGACGUCACCGCAGGUCCAACGAAGUCUAUAGAAAAGGAGAGCGCAACAUUUCCCAGCCUUCAUUCUUCCGCGAGAGGUCAAGUGUGGAUUAGGAUGGUCAUCAGAGUGUACAUCGCCUCCUCGUCCGGGUCUGUCGCGCUGAAGAAACAUCAGCAGGCCAUCGUGGGCUUUCUGGAGGCCAACCGGAUCAGUUUUGAGGAGGUUGACAUCACCAUGCUGGAGGAUCAGAGGCUCUGGAUGUACCGGAAUAUUCCUGAAGAGAAACGACCUGAAAAAGGCAAUCCUCUCCCCCCUCAGAUCUUCAAUGGAGACGACUACUGCGGCGAUUAUGAAGAUUUCUUCCAGUCUAAAGAGAUGAACACAGUGUUCUCAUUCCUCCGUCUGUCCCCUGUAAAGGACUCUGAAUCGUAGAUCGUGCUGUUGACAUUGAUGUAACUCUCGUCCUCUACUCUGAAGCCCUCACUGCCAGCAAUGCUUUCUGCCAAACACAAGCUGCCCUCCGGCCCAGCUUUUCCGAAGAAACAUCUUCUCAUUCAAACACACACGUACACAGGGUGAUUACAUAUGUUUUCUAUGGCUAAUUAAUUAUUUAUGUGCAUUGCUGUUUUGUUUCAUUUGUUGUACACGUGUUGCAUGAAAAGCCUAUUCUGCUUUUUUAAACAUGAUACAGGGAUAGAAAGUGAACUUAUACCUGUGUGUGUGUUUUGUGUGCAUAAGACUUACAUUGUUAAUCUACACAAAGAGAAUAAUAAGUAUGCAAGUCUCUUGUAAGUCGUUCUUUGUUAAGGAGCUCAGACGGACGGCCAAAAGGAACUGUUGGGAAACAGCAGAAGAAUUUGGUAUAAUGUUGUCCUUUCGGCAGGCUUUGAUCUAUUUGUAAAAAGAAGUUCACACCAAAAACAGCCUCAAAACAGGAAAUAGAUUCCUGACCUGAAUUAAUAUCUCAGCAUAACAGAGCUGAUCUAAGCUUAGUGUUUCCACGACACAUAAUGGCUCUUCAAAGCUUUUCAGAGUGUUAAACUGGUCCUGAAUCAGUUUUCGAACACCUUAUGCUUUAUUAGUAGAAUUUCAGAUCUCACUCCUACAUCCUUUUCUCAUUCCUUCUGCUGGAAAACAUGCUAAAGAACUCAUAUCUUGUUUUUUUCUCUUUAUUGUUCUGUUAAAAUGUGUUUUUCUUCUCAGGGGUAUGGUAGCAUGUAGCAUGUAUCACACUGUGAUGCCUUGACUCCCAGCUCACCCAUUUAUGUAGCUCAUAUAGUGACUUAUACAAAGCAGGGGAGAAUAGUUGGUUUACGCACAGUGUCGGUUGUGUGGAACAUGUUUUAUAUUAACACAGUCUACUCUCUUUUUUCUUAUGACAAUCUACUGCCAUUCUCCCCCAAAACCACCUUAAACAAAACAGACUCACUCCCAAACAUACUUUCAUUACAUUUUCCAUUUACUAUUCAUUUAGAUUGCAUCACUCCUCCCAUUCCACAUGAAUAAGCACUAAAUGUAUGUUUACGCACACAUACACACACACCAUUCUCAGGACACAAUCAUGUUUAUGUCACACACACAUAUAGUCACACAUAUGUAUAAUUCCUCUCUAUAUUGAUGUUUGUAUGAAGUUACUGUUGUUUACUCUAAAUGAAUAAUUUAAAAAUCUAAUUUUUAAUAAAGUAUAUAUAUAUAUAAAAAA